Molecule: messenger RNA, 5172 nt
Organism: Rhagoletis pomonella (apple maggot)
Lineage: Eukaryota; Metazoa; Arthropoda; Insecta; Diptera; Tephritidae
Gene: zld
Product: signal element on autosome protein 2
Exons: 2
Coding region: 329-5155 (1608 amino acids)
Source: RefSeq, a predicted model, not a curated record
UUCUCCUUUUAUUUUUACAGUUCUUCGAAAGCAGCAACAGCAGCGAUAUUUUACAGCCCAGCGAUCCAGCAACACGCGAGCCCAACAAAAAAAAAUACGAACGAUUGUAAAAUUCGACUCACAAAUUUUGAGCCAGCGAACGACUUCGAUUUACCAGCCAAAGAAAACGCGACGUCUCUUCUUUGGACGUGAAGCAGUAAGAGCAAAGCGCCGGUAUUGUAGACACGCACGCACGCACGCACGCAAUGUGCUAAAGACGCAACCAGUUGAAACCCGCUGGAAGACAGUCGAAGAUUUUGUGAGAAAUAUACUCGAAUCCACUCAAUUGAUGGCCGCAAUUAAAACGGAGAUGCCGCCUUUGCAUGCGGCAGAUGCCGGUGGCGGAGGCGGCGGUGGCACAGGCGGCAACAGUGGCGGUGGUGGUAGCGAGGGUGGUGGCAAUGCUGACACAAUUGUCUCCAAUAGUCCGCAUUCGAAUAGCAGUGGCGUCGGCGAUGCUGGCCUACCGGGUACGAAUAGCGGCAAUAAUACGAUUAGCGCAGCCGCAGACUCGAGCGAUAAUCAACCUGGCACGCCGCAACCCCCCAUCAAUGGACAAUUAAUUGGCAACAACGAACAACAACAGCAGCAGCUAGCGCACAAUCCUUACGGCAUGUAUACCUCGGUCGCUACGACCACGCAUGCCAACGCUUCACUGGCGCAUAUGUAUGGCGGCGGUGGCGGCAUUUACGCGACUGCCGGCGCUCAAUCAGAUAUGCAACAGCAGCAAGGUGUCGGUGCUUAUCCGAGCUACAUAAAUAGCUUUGAGCAGUUCUACCAGCAGCAGCAACAGCAAGUGGGCUCGGCCACCACGGACUAUGGGCUUAUGUAUGCCACUGGCCCUGGCGGAAACAGCACCAGCAGCGACUAUAAGGCAGGCAGCAACUCGAGCAGCGCGAGUGGCGUGCGCUAUCAUCCCUACCUCAACACACCUACCUCAUGUGGCCCUAAUGACGCACACGGCAAUGGUGGCAAUCGAAAUGGUACACCAGAUAUUGCUUCGAGUGGUGGCGGUGGUGGAACAUUGCCAUUACCGCAAAGCAGCGCUGCCGUUUCGACCACUACGAAUUCGCUAAGCCCGCGCGUUGUCAGUUCCAGCAGUCCAACAUCUACCUCGGCCCACCUACAGCUCAGCGGCAGCUCCGCAGCUGGCUCUCCUGCCGGCGGUUGUAAGCUUCAGUGCAAGAAGUGCGGCCUCAUGUGCACCAGCGACAAUGAACUGCAAGAGCACAUCACCAACGUGCAUGGCGCCUCGCCCUAUGGCAGCAGCGGCUACUCGAGCUCACCGUAUAUAAAGGAGGAGCUGUCUUCGGGCUCGCAGCAGCAAUCCACUGGCCAGCAGGGUCAGGGUGGCAACCCGGGCGAGUUACUCGACUUGGACUCACAAAAAAUGAUUUACCCGCCCGCCCCCGGCAGCAUACCAGCGAUGCUGCAUCACCCGCAGCAAAUGCACGACGUAGUCGGCGCUAGCGAUCCGCUGCACUCCAUGCACAGCAUGCAGCAACGCGCAUUACCUGGUUGGGAGCAGCCUCAACCACCCAACGGUGGCAUGCAGGAAGGUCUACCGCCGUAUAUGCAGCAGCAGCCACCCACGCAACCCAGUCAGCCGCAAACGGAUUUGAGCGGCAAGCCGCCUCAUGCCAAUCAAUCGCCCUAUUAUUCGCCCAAGCAAUCGCCAUAUCAUGUCACCGGCGGCGGUCCGAAUGGUAUGAACAUCAAGCAGGAAUACGGUUUGAUUAAGUCAGAAUAUCCGGACUCGCAGAAUUAUGUGGACAAAUCUUUUGACCCAACUGUGGCCAGUGAUAUGUGCCAACAACCCCCGCCUUCCGUUCAGCAGCAGCAAAUGAUGCCAGUUUCUUCCAGCCCUGCGGAGUUUCCUUCGACCACGACUGGGUCACAAGACGCGCAGCAGCAAUAUCGCGGCUUCGAGCCACCCUCUUCGUCGUCAGUAAAUUCUGCCAGCGCUCCCACAAAGGCCGCCACUUGGAAGUCGAACGAGGCACGUCGUCCGAAGACCUAUAACUGCACUGCUUGCAAUAAGUGGUUCACAAGUUCGGGACAUCUGAAGCGCCACUACAAUACAACUUUGCAUAAGAAUGCUGUGAAAUCUAGCGGCCAGCCGGAUCCAGCAACGCUACCCAUUUCGGCGCAUCAUCAUCCCGCACGUGAACCCACUACAACGACCAAGUCACACAGUCGUCGUAAUAAUGCCAACGCCGCAGCAGCCGCGGCUGCAGCUGCCGCUCAACAACAGCAACCGCCUGCGCCGGUGCAGCCACCCGAACCGCCUAGAAGUCCGCCGGACUUUGGGCAGGGUGCGGGUAUGGGUCAGUUGUCACAAUACUCCGCUUCACCCUCGCCGACACAGCAAGCGCAGUUGAACGGUAUGCCAUAUGGCGCAAACCCGAGCGGCUAUCAGCCACAACAGCAGCAAUAUUUGAACCAGGUGCAGUCGUCUACGAAUAGCCACUCACCGCAAAAUGUAACCGGUCACAUGAACGUCGCCGGCACCUCACCAAACAACACACAAACCGUCUUAAACGGUCACCCAAACGGGUUAGCAGGUCCCUCCGCCCAAACAACACCUCAACCAAUGCCGUCCUCCCAAACGAGGGGCCUGCUGAACACAACAACAACAACCAUUAUCACAAAGAGCGAACCCAUGGAGGACAACAUCUAUCAGCACAACAGCAGCAACAACAACAUGUCUCUCACGCACUCAGCUCAGCUGGAGGCGCCGGAAUCGGACACGGAUCAGGACACAAUGUCGUCACCGGAGGAGCGGGAGCGCUCUCAAACGGACAUGGAAAUGCUGCAACAACAGCAGCAUCAGCAGCUGGAAGAGGAAGCAGCGGCGGCAGCAGCAGUGGCAGCGGAGCAGGCGCAGGAAGCGGAGGCGCAAUUACAACGCCACCGUCAGGCGCAAGCGGACUUGGAACGGGAGGAGCACUUGGGGGUCUUUCAUCAUCAUCAACUGUUGGAGGAAUUGGCGGAGCAGCAGCGGCACUUUCACAACAGCACGCCCACGCUCAACCCGGAGUCGGGGCGAGUGCCAUCGCCCCAUAUUACCUCCCAUCAGCAAUACCAGGAGCAACUGCGGCGUCCGCAGGCAAUGGUGGACAGCAUUUUCUCAGCCAUGCAGCCGCCAGCGGGAGUCCAUAUGCCAGCCAAUAUAAUGGAUCAGCAAUACAACAUCAUACCUUUGGGUAUCAACACGCCGCCGCUGCUCAGCAGCAGUAUGCAGCUGCUGCAGCCGCCGCAGCCCAUCACCACCAGCACAGCUACUACAGUCAAUAUGGGCAACAUCCAUAUGCUGCACAACCACCACACCCACCACCACACUCAGCACACGCAGCAAGCAGCGCAGGCGCAGCAGGAGCAGCUGGUGCUACCGUCCAUGCGCAAUACGCUGCUCAACAAUACCAGCAUCCAGUCGCAGCUGGACACCAUCAAUACCACCACCAUGCCGCAGCUGCUGCCGCCCAUCACCACCACCACACAGCAGCUGCUGCCGCCGCCGCAGCUGCAGCAGCCGCUGCACACCACCAACACCAUUCCAUCCUUCCAGCAGCUGCAGCAGGGGUCGGAGCUGGCGCCGCUGGAGCCCACAAUGACCUAUCACACUAUUAUUGGUAAUGGCACCAUGAAUGGUGAAGGAUUCAAUGCGAACAGCAGCGGCAGCAGUGAUGUAAGCAGCGAGUUCUUGCAAUUGGCCUCCUUGGAUCCCUAUGGUGGACUGCAGACGCAACAAAUGAUUACUGCCGAUGGCCAGAUAGUCCAGUUCAUGUCCUCGGCGCUUAUGGGGCAGACAUUCUACGCACUACCGCCGCGCACAACCAUCCGUGAGGCUUAUCCCCGCUCACCGCAAGAGGGAGACUUGCCACCAGCGCAUACCAUUUUGCCCAACGGCUUAUCGGAACAGGACAAACUGCAUAUCCAUCAAGAGUCUACGCAGACAAUGAUAGAGACGCUGCCUUCCGCGGUCGAGCCAUACCCACACGAAGAAGAGGAGGUGAACAUUAAAUCAUAUGCACACGCAGAAGACGAAAAGCAGAAUAUCAAGCCAGACACAACCGUCAUGCAAGAAUUAGUAGACUCCACAACCGGCAAGCCAAACGAUUGCAGCAUUAUUACCGUCUCCACUGCCAAUACUAAUGCCAAUACAAACACCGUUUCCACCACCACCUCCACAACUGCGAGCAAUGCGAAGCCGAAGAGACCUGCACAACGCCAACCUCCCUCGAAACGCAGACGUUCGCCCUCCUCAUGUACGACCACACCACGCUCAACCAUGCUGCCAUCCGGCCGCAUCAAAUGCCUGGAGUGCAAUAAGGAAUUCACCAAAAACUGUUACCUGACGCAGCACAACAAGAGCUUCCACUCUGGUGAGUACCCAUACCGUUGCAUUAAAUGCGGCAAACGUUACCAGUAUCCGGAGGUAUACGAGGUGCAUAUCUCGCGACAUAAGGCCUCGGAAAAGCCACACAAAUGUGAACUUUGUCCCAAGCAAUUCCAUCACAAGACCGACUUGCGUCGCCAUGUCGAAGCCAUACAUACGGGCAUGAAACAGCAUGUCUGCGAUAUUUGUGAAAAGAGUUUCUGUCGCAGAGACCACUUGCGCAAACACAUUGAAACGCAUAAACGUCCUAAAGUAAUAGCCAAGCGGGUGCUUAAGGACAUGACUGAACAGGGUAUAUUAGAUAUGGAGACAUUAAAAGCUGUGCAGCCGAUGACAAAGCCGUCAAUGAAGAUGGCCGACAAGUAUGUUAGACUAGACAAAGACCAGAGCAAAGAUUCGCACAAAAAGCAGCAACAAGCUGUAGAAGAGGGGGAAGAAAAUGUUAGUCACAAUAUGAGAGAGCGUUUGACAAAUAUCAAACAAGAGUUGCUUGAUAUGCCGCCGCCUAUGUAUGCGUCACAAACGCAAAAUCUAACCGUAACGGCAGUAACUAUGCCACUUGACUGCAGCGACUAUCAGCGCAGCGGGGACUUGGCGACCGACGACAGCUUCAUAGAAGAUGACGAUAAUGUGCCAGAGGGUUACUUGAUACGUGUAAUUAAGGAGGAGGAAAAUGUACAGGGGAUGCCUGAAAAACAGUUGUCAGCGUAUUUUUGAUAAAGUGAUAGCACUUG